GGGCUUUUAUUUUUACGGUACACUUGCCUGCUUUCCUAUUUCACCCCACCUGGCUGCGUGUAACUUGACACAGCUCUGACUCUCAGCCCUACAAAUACAAGUCUCUGUGUUUUGGCUGGCAGGCUACGGAAGACAACUGAACACCAGCAGUACCGAAUGAAACAUUUACCUCCAGAUGCAACAAACCGAACAGUAUUCCAACUUUAUUCUCACUGCUCUUGCUCUCCGAUGGCGUAGAAAGAGUCUGACAGUCUCAGCAGAGUAGACAGCGGAGGAAAAAAGGCGGAAUAACGGACACGUUUCUUCGGGUGAAAUGUAUGGUUAUGAUUUCUGUCUUUUGAGAAGGGUGUCCAACACAGAGCUGUAGUUUCUCUUCAAGAGGCGAGGAAUGCAAUCUGAGCAUCAAUGUUUCACUGGGGCAAGUGGAAGAAGAGGAUGGGAGCCAAUAGUUCUUCAAAGAGACCAGUGUUUGACGAGAAGGAGGAUGUAAACUUUGACCACUUCCAGAUAUUACGGGCCAUUGGGAAAGGGAGCUUCGGAAAGGUAUGCAUCGUGCAAAAACGGGACACGGAGAAGAUGUACGCCAUGAAGUACAUGAACAAACAGCAGUGCAUAGAGAGAGAUGAGGUCCGAAACGUCUUUAGAGAGCUUGAGAUCCUUCAGGAAAUUGAACAUGUUUUUUUAGUAAAUCUCUGGUACUCCUUCCAGGAUGAGGAGGACAUGUUUAUGGUGGUGGACCUCCUGUUGGGAGGAGACCUGCGUUACCACCUGCAGCAGAGCGUCCAGUUCAGUGAGGACGCCGUCAAACUCUACCUCUGUGAGAUGACGCUGGCACUCGACUACCUGCAGAAUCAGCACAUCAUUCACAGAGAUGUCAAGCCAGACAACAUCCUGUUGGAUGAGCAAGGUCACGUUCACCUGACGGACUUCAACAUAGCAACAAUAAUAAAGGACGGAGAGAGAGCCACAGCUUUAGCCGGCACAAAGCCCUACAUGGCCCCAGAGAUCUUCCAGUCAUUUGUAAGUGGAGGGACAGGAUAUGCCUUUGACGUGGACUGGUGGUCAUUAGUUACGGCCUUCGAGGUGUUGCGUGGCUGGAGGCCCUAUGACAUCCAUGCUAGUAACUCUGUGGAGUCUCUGAUCCAGCUCUUCAGUACGGUCAGCGUCCAGUACAGCCCGGCCUGGCCCAAGGAUCUGGUCUCCCUCAUGAGGAAGCUCCUGACAGUGAAUCCUGAGCAUCGUUUCUCCAGCCUGUCUGACAUGCAGACUUCUCCCUACCUCGCUGACGUCAACUGGGACGCUGUGUUUGAGAAGAAGAUGGAGGCCGGAUUUGUUCCUAAUAAAGGUCGACUACACUGCGACCCCACCUUUGAGCUGGAGGAGAUGAUCCUGGAGUCACGCCCCCUUCACAAGAAGAAGAAGAGGCUGGCUAAGAAACCGUCCAGAGACAACAGCAAGGAUUCACAGUCUGAGAACGACUACCUACAGGAGUGCCUUGGUGUGCAGCAGGAGUUCAUGAUCUUCAACCGUGAGAGGUUGAAAAGGCGACAGGACGAAGGUCAGUCUGAGGCGGGGGGUGAUGAUGUGGGGGGUGAUGAUGCCAGCGGAGAUGGCGACGGCGAGGCUGAGGCAGGGGCAACAGAUGAUGACGCUCCCGAACCAGAACCCGAUCCAGAUCCAGAGCCAGAGCCAGAGCCAGAGUCCUCCUCCAAACUGAGCAUGUGCGGCUCUGUGUGCUCCUCCCCAGGCAGCUGCUAGCUAGCGUCACAUCGCCUCACAGUGACGCUCACAGGCCUCUCUGUGCCACGCCAACAGAUCGGAAUUCUCCUCCCUCCUCUGUCGUAGCCCGGAGGAGGAAACGUAACGCACAGCAGGACCCAAAAUGGCCCCCAUCAUUUAGCUACCCUAGUUUUUUUCUGUAGCAUCCUUCCGGUAAGGCAUGAAUAAAGCAGAGAGCCCCGCCUUCUUUUCCGUCCGCCCUAGAGUAAGCUCUAACUUCUAUGCAAUGUUACAGAAUAUAGCAUGAAAAAUAACAUACAGAAGGUGUUGAUCCCGAGCAGAGCGCUCCACAAGCAUGAUGACAUCCUGAGCAAUAGCAGUUUUUUCGUUAGGGGAUGGGGGGUUGUUGGUUUUUGUGAGGACACCCUCUCAGCCUUCCUGUUCUGAAUCUGAUGGGGACGACUGAAUAAUUCAGAGCAGGCAGGCACUCAGUCUGUGUUUCUGUCUUCACUCCUCCUCUCAGACUCUUUCAUGUCACAGUCGCUCCUCGUUUUCUCCUCCUGUUUCAGCAGCUUGGAGACACAGUCAAACGCUGCUUUCAUGUCGUCUGUUUAUAAUAAUCAGUAUUUGUUAGAGGGAUAGUUCAGGGUUCCUUUUAUGUGGGGUUGUGUGAAGUCUUAGUAAUCAUGAGUGUGUUACUGUCAGUAGAUGGGGAUCAGCACGACCCUUGUUUGGAGAAUCAGGCCUCAGCAAUGACACAGAGGAUUUGUACUAUGGUGCUGGUUCAGCUAAGCUGGAGCCUCGAGUCCAUGACACAUCAGCUGGAACCUGGAAGGUUUGACUCCCACUCUCGUCCCUUCUCCUCUCCAUAUGCACUGUAUUUCUUUAACUGUCCUUAAGGGCAAAAGCCCAAAAGUAUAACCUCUAAGAAGUUAUGGUACGCAAUGGCGUGGACUGGUUUUUAGCAAAAAAGUAACUACCCUUUGAAAAUUGAAAUAAUGCAAACAGUGUAAAUGAAAUUUAUCAAAUUUUAUGAGUAAACACAAAAACAUACUGUUAUAAAAAAAAGGUGUAUAAACACAGGAUAACUAUUUCUUAUAAAUCAAAUUAAUUUGGACUCUGCACAUGUUUUAGUUUUCAGAAAUUCAGAUUUUUAACGGCAUAGCAAAAGUAUUUGAUAGAUUUAUCUCCAGAAAUAGUCUCUUCAUUGAUUUUUAUUAAUCAAAUCAUUAAAUCAUUUCUUGUAGUGUAUUCAAAUUUGUAUCCCUAAAAUUUGUACAUCCUAAAAGUUACGCAAGUGUUUUUUCAAGAUUAAUUUGAACAUGAUUAUGCAAACCACAAUGUCCCACUGUCAGAUUGUGCUUUACACUUACUGUAUGCACAUUUCCACCCUUGUUUUGAACCACUUGUUACGUACACUAAUGAUGUAAACAACAAAUCAACAUGAUGACAACAAAGAUGGAGUUGUUGCUGUAAAGAAGCAUCUAGCCAUGACAGAUUUUAUUUGUACUUUGUAAGAAUUCAAACUAUAAAUAAAGCGUCCUGCUGGAGCUUUUUAAAAAGGGGAGAAACAUCAGACAGCUACGCAGAGAGGGGAAUAUUCAAAAUACAGUACUUUAACCAUCAGUGAAGGUGCUCAGUCAUCAGGUUAUCAUUGUUCAAAAAUUAAUCCAAAAGACUGUUGCACUUGGCUCAAGUUCUUGAAGACAUUUUUGCAUCUUAUCAACAACCAAGUCCAGCUGCCUGAUCAGAUAUAGAAUCACACAAUCACAGCUGACAUGAGACUUAUUUUAAGUGGUUUCAACAUAUUUGCUUAAAACACCGUCCACAGUGGUACAUAGCUAAGCCUCAGGGUCAGCACUCCAGCCAGCUUCUCUAAACAGGGGCCAUGCUGACUGUUAUCUUCUGUAUGUAAUACAAGUACUGAUAAGUUUUAAAACGUAGCUCGUACAACCCCAACACACAGAUUCAAACUAUCCUUAUAGUUACAUCGUAGCCAUGGAUUCAUUUUAGCUAAAAAAAAAAGUUGCCUAACCAUUUUUUAUCCUGCUUUUUUAAGGAUUAUCUCGUACUUUGAUUUAUGGGGAAUUAGUUCAGAAAUCCGAAUGAAAAGUAUCUGUGUCGUCUGUUACUGUUUCCUAAAUAUUAGUACUUCAGCUCCAUGCUCUGUUUGAUUCAGAAACUCUGCUGUGGGGAGAAAACACCGACCACCCACAGUCACAUCUGAUAAGGAUCCAUUAGAUAUCUCUUUAACUUCACUCUUCCUCUCUUUAAGUGCUCCGUUAGUAGCUGACACUCAUCAUCUCCCUGCAGAGCUUGUUUGGGGCUGUAUUACACGUGUAGCUGUUGGUACUUUAUGAGCUAGUCUCUUCUUACUGUCAUAGUGAUAGUGCUACAUUUUAGGUGGCACCAUUCAUCCCAGUGUGAACACCUGGGAACAUGUAGCAGAAGUCCACCUUUAAACCCUAAGGCCUAAUAAAAUAAAAACCAUGUAAAUAGCAAACAGUGUAGGUACUUAAACUCUCCACAGUUUUAUGUGGGACUGCGACAUACAAAGUAAAAGAAGAGCGGUGUGAAGCUCAGACUGCUUCGUUCUGCUCUUCUUUCCAAGUGUGCAGGCACAACUUGUAGGCAGAAUAUGCCAAAGCUUUUCUACCAUUUGCAUAACCAUUUCUAAGGAACUUUGAGUGUGUGAAUGUACGUCUUUUUCCCAGUAUAACAUAAAGUCAGUGUUCCUUCUGCAAUCAUUGAUAUGAUCAUGUUGUGGUUAUGUAUAAAGUAUCUAUUUCAGCUUGGGGGGUUAAGGUAAAAGUUAGACAUUUUGGGAAAUACGUCUUUAUGCUUUCUUUACAAUAAUUUUAGUGAAGCAGUCCUGUGCAGAAAGUAGAGCCAGAGCUGAGAGACAAUUAGCAGAGUUUUGCAUGAAGCCUAGGAGCCAGCCUGUUUGUCUGUCCAAGGGUCGGAAUUCUAAAUGAAAUAAAAGCCCCAAGCGGUGACAAAUGGACCCUCACAUAUUGCAGACUUGCUUAUAGAUGUGCUCAGGGUUGUACCUUGAUCAUGUAAAUAUGACAUUUCAAACAGAUCAAUGUUGUAUGAAGAAGUUAUGAUAACUUCCUGUUUCAAGGCAAGAUGUAGAAGUUUGUUGCCACCAGGGACCCACCCUUUAAUGAAAACUCACAAUGUUUACAAUAAUGCUUUAUGAAGGUCAACAGGCUUUCCUGACCACUUAUGGAAUCAAUAUGUUCAACAGAAGAAGUGUAAUGUUAAGUAUGUCAUUUGGAGGGGGCCCUUUGGCUUCAGGCAAGUAUUCUGUGCUGUUGUGUUCAGCCCAGGACUCAUAUCCUACGUGUACAUUUUGGACCAGAUCAAAAAUAUACAGGGGAGUAAAAACAAUUUAAAUUUUGGGGCGAAUUGCCAAUAAAAUAAAAAAAGAUUUGACCCCUGCCAAGGCCACACCCUUUGAGGUGCACAAAAUCCUUUUUCCCAUUACUUUUAAUCUUUGCUGUGUCUACAAUACACUGACUGUAUUUAGUGUUGAUAGGAGGAAAACCCUGGGUCAAGUUUGUAAAUCUGCCAAAACACAGCAGAAAAUGACAUUGAUAUACAUUUUUUGGACUUCUGUCAUGAUUUUACCAUGACUAAGGAGACAUUUAAUGUCGCUCUAGCAUGAUACAUAAAAUAACCAAUGUUCAUGCAUGUUGGUUGAACCCUGCAUACAUUUUUUUUUAACAUUUCUAGGGGGCAGUAUGGAGUCAUUUACCGCAAAGUAUUUUGUGAGACCAAUAAAAUAACGAAUUUUUCACCAGACCUGAUGCACAUGCAAAAGUUGGUGUUUUAUGGCAUGUUAAAGCUGCUGAAUUUAGUCUCAUUAAGGUACAGUGAGAGAGAGAGAGAGAGGGAAAAGAAGGAAAGAAAUUCCCGUAGGACCUUAAUUAAUGCUGUUUGGUGCUCUGGCCCUGGCUGAUUGUGUGUAAAUCCAUAUGCACAAAGUAGUGUCAUCACUAUCCAUUUCAGAGAUUACCGGAAAACACUGAAACAACUUGGUUAAAGGAGAAAUUGCCAGUAUGCUUAGCUAGAACGUCUCAGAACAUCAAUUAGCUAAGAAGCUUUAAAGUCAGAAACAUAAUUUACAGUUCUCUUAGAGUAUAUUCAAUUUGACAUUAUGGUUACUAGCUAGCUAACCAACCAAUCAACCAACCAACAAUGUCAUUGACCCAAAAUCAACAUUAAGAUUGUUUUAAUGAACGAGAUUGGUUUGGAUGUCAGCUUGUUGAAGAGCUUUAUAAAGGUCUUAUGUGGUGUCUGUAUAAACACUUGUGAAGCACUUAUUGUUGCCAUCAACACACAUCUAUCCACUCUUUAACAUCUCAAACUUCCUUAAGGCCCAGCAUGCUGUUGUCUGAUGAACAUUUAUCAUGUGUCUCAAGGUGUUUUGAAAGACUAAAUUUGCAUAAAACCUGAGAGCAAUCAGCACUUGAAGGGUGGGUCUGACACAUGUAGCUGUUGUUUACAGGAGAGCUCUUCCGUUAAUUGCUUGGCUUGCCUGUCAAAACAAAAUGUUACAAUCAACUCAUCGUCUGCGUAGACCUGCAGUGGGUUGUUCUGAUUACGGAUGACUCUUUCUCAUCAAAAUGCCUUUUUAUUUAUCAUUCUGUACAAAAGAUGUAUUGCCGUUGUUUUUUCUUAUUAGCUUUUUGACAUUUACUUUUUACAUUAGUCAUGACUUUAAGUAUGUUGUACCUUUCUUCUCUAGGUCUGAGGAAAUGUCACAUUAGACUCACAGACUGUACAAAACAUGGAAGUAGUCUCACUGCUGUCACCCAUUGGUUUAUGAGGAAGCCUUAUGAAGCCAGACGAUUGGGGCAGCCAUGUUGGAAAUGCUAUCUCAGCCUAGCUUCCUGUCAGUAUAGUCACAGGCAAAUACAGUGGAGCCUAGGCCUUCUGGCAAACAGUUAUAACCUGCCACCUGUCAGUCAAAUCAGCCAUGCCCUUAAUUAUGCAAAUUAAUUCAUACAUUUUAGCCAUAUAGUCAUAACAGAUGGGCAAUAACCUCCCCUUCAUUUGUCAUGAAUAGACAAAUGAACUGUCAAGACCAAAACAUUUUUUGGAACCAGGCUUUAGAGAUGUUUAUUUCUUGGACCUAAUGGGGAUUCCUCAGCUUUUGCAGCCAACCUCAAGUGGACACUUGAGGAACUGCACUGUUUUGCACUUUCACACUGGCUUCAUUUAUCAACUCUAGAGGAGCUAGCUGAUGGGCGCGGCUCCAGGUGGUGUAUUCAUGAAUGUGAUAAUAACAGAACUGUUACCAUAAUGGAAAAGAAUCAUAGCUUUGGAUAAAACAAUGCGUCAUCAGAUUUGGUUCCCAAAAGUAGGUGCACAUUUUCCGGAUGAGCAUUCUCCUAGCUAUUUGCAUCCGCUUCCAUUGUUCAUGCUAAGCUAGGCUAAUUACCUCCUACGUUCAGCCCAGAAAGCUAACACAGAGACUUGAAAAUGGUAUCAAUCCUCUCAGUCCCUCUAUGUAAGAAAAGUUAAAGGUGUAUUUCCCAAAAUCUCUCUAAACAUUAAACAGUUUAAUUAGAGUAAGGGGCUUCUUUAAAGGGACACAAAGUGGCAUCUUGAAGUCCGCCAAAUUUAAAUAUAUAUGAUGACUUAAGUCUGAAGCCCUGUGCUUUUUCUGCAUGAACCUUUACAGUAUAAGCUUGUUUUUGCCAAAGCCUGGAGCUUGAGCCUGAUUGGCUGAUCUGUGCAUGUACAAGCUUUGGGUGAGAGCACACCUCAGUGCUCACCUGACUAUAGACUCAGACUGUACCUGGCCUGCAUUCCUGUUUCUGGACAGUGAGUUUUGUGAACUUUAACCUGUACAAAAACCGUAUAAAUCCAGUGUUAUAUGGACGGCAUGAUAUUUUUAGAUGAUAUGCAGAACCUUUUGGCAUCCUGUGAGUGUCUUAACGCUUUGGUUACGUAUUCUUCAAGCUCGUACCCGUACUGGAUGAGUGGAACGAGGUGUGUGUGAUGCUCUGUUGUGAGUUAAGUGUUGCGUUGUUGUCUCUGCAGCAAAUAAAGAAUAUCUUGAUCUGGGGCAGGUUUUUAGCUUCUUCCUGAAGCAGAAUUGGCUGCAGUAUGAAAAAACUGAAUGUCUCCAUUUGUGGAAAAGAAAGCUCAGAUAUUUUUAAGACUUAUAAAAUCACUCUGCUUCAUACUAAUAUUUGUAAACCACUGAUUUUAACAGUCACAGGAGAGAACAACACUAAUCUGCAUUUUUCUUCCUUGAUAUCAGAGAUUUUCCUGACCAGGCCAUGCUUGCAAACCUCUCCAACAUGUUUCUCUCUGUGUUAAUGUUCUGGAUGCCAUUAGGUGUUUCAAAAUAAAGGCAUUGUGCUCGUGUUUGAUCAGCAGCAGCAUGUCUCCUAUUCUCCGCUGGAUGCUCUCGAGGCAUCACAUUACUGUAGAUGUCUUAACUCUGUGGAUUACAGUCUGAAUCUCAGUGCCCUGGUGAGAAAACAAAUCGAGCGGGAGAAAAAUGUGAUUUACGAUGCCACUCUUUUCCUCCUUGUGAUCCUAUUUUGCAUAAUGGUCUCGUGCUGCAGGAUAUUUUUACGGGGAGUCAGUGAAGCCUUGUUACUGUACUAACUGAAAUUGCUCCGUGUGAUCAAAAACAUGCUGCUUUAACUGCUUUGAUAAAGAAAUAAAUCUCCUUCCAGUA
This is a messenger RNA of Notolabrus celidotus (New Zealand spotty), 8422 nucleotides long. It is a transcript of the gene stk32c, whose product is annotated as serine/threonine-protein kinase 32C. Gene Ontology annotation, molecular function: G protein-coupled receptor kinase activity; G protein-coupled receptor binding; ATP binding. The record is from RefSeq and is a predicted model, not a curated record. Gene Ontology annotation, biological process: protein phosphorylation; G protein-coupled receptor signaling pathway; regulation of signal transduction. NCBI's taxonomy places the organism in Eukaryota, Metazoa, Chordata, Actinopteri, Labriformes, Labridae.